Messenger RNA from Entamoeba dispar SAW760, 5088 nucleotides. RefSeq names its product protein serine/threonine kinase, putative. The record is from RefSeq and is a predicted model, not a curated record. The coding region runs from base 1 to 5088 and encodes 1695 amino acids. NCBI's taxonomy places the organism in Eukaryota, Evosea, Mastigamoebida, Endamoebidae. The transcript is spliced from 4 exons. Gene Ontology annotation, molecular function: protein kinase activity; ATP binding. Gene Ontology annotation, biological process: protein phosphorylation.
AUGUUUCAGAAAACGCUUAUUGUGGUUGCAAUUUUUGGUGUCAUAUGUUGUUUGUCACAAUGUUAUGAUGAAUGUCCUUAUUGUUUAUGGGGGUUGUGUUAUUCAUGUACCCAUGGAUGUAAUUAUGGUUCAUGGAAGGAUAAUACUUUUUGUUCAUAUUGUUAUAAAUGUAAAAGAGGAUGUGAAGCAUGUGAUGAAGAAUAUCAUUGUACAAAAUGUAAUUCUGGAUAUUGGUUAAGAAAGUAUUCAUUUGAAGUAAGUUUAUGUGAAAAGUGUCCAACUGGAUGUUUUGAAUGUUCAUCACCAACACAGUGUUCAUCAUGUUCUAAAGGAUAUUAUUUAGACAAUGGAAUGUGUUAUCAAUGUCCUAUUGGUUGUAGUUCGUGUUCUGGUCCUGAUUCUUGUAUUACUUGUGAAAGAAAUUAUGGUAUUGUUGUUUAUAGUGGUUAUAGUUGGUGUAGUCCAUGUACAACAAUUCGUUGUUCUUCAUGCCAAGUUGGAACAUAUUUGUCAAAUGGAUUAUGUUCUGCAUGUCCUAAUGAAUGUAUGACAUGCAAUACUUUUAAUGAAUGUACUAGAUGUAAAGAUGGAUAUUACUUAGAGAAUGGUAAAUGUCUUCAUUGUGCAAACAAACUGAAAGGAUGUACUUCUUGUGAUAUUACUGGAAGUAUUUGUUAUGAGUGUACAACAAGGUACAGACUUUCACAAGGUUUAUGUAUAGGAUGUCCUACUGAAAGUGGAGAAGGAGUUGAUAUGUGUAAUAAUAAAGGAUGGCAAACUAUCUGUCAAUAUGGUUAUGCUGAUCCAUAUGGUGGUUGUGAAAAGUGUAAUGGAGGAGAUGCAUGUUUAACUUGUACUUAUAAAGAAAAUACAUGUCAAAGUUGUAAGGAUGGGUAUUAUUUAAAUAGUAAUAAAUGUGAUAAAUGUGAUGUUUUAGGAUGUGCAUGGUGUCAAGAUGAUCAUACUUCAUGUAAAAGAUGUAAAGAAGGAUACUUAUUAAAUAAUAGUGCAUGUAUAUCUUGUUCUGAACUAGAAGGAUGUGAAUAUUGUAAUAGUGAAUGUAGAAGAUGCUCAAAAGGAUAUGCAUUUAAUAGCAAACAUCUUUGUACUAAAUGUAAUAACUGUAAAGAGUGUAAUACACAAACAUGUUUUGUAUGUAACACUGGAUAUACCAUUUCAUCUGGUAAUAAUUGUGACUUAUGUUCUAAUGUAUUUAGUCAUUGUGCAUCUUGUAAAACUACAGACCAUUAUUGUAAUUCUUGUGAACCAGGAUAUGUUUUUUCUUCAAUUAAUAAAGAUUGUGAUUUAUGUAAUAUUGUAUUUCCUCAUUGUUCUUCUUGUAGUCAAAAUGACAAGGUAUGUUUAUACUGUGAAGAUGGAUAUACACUAGUAAAUGGUCAAUGUGUUAAAUGUGAUAAUGCAAUAGUUAGUUGUUCAACUUGUAAUAAUGAUAAAGCAAAAUGUACAUCAUGUUUAGCUCCAUUAGUAUUGGCAUCAGAUUCAUUAAGUUGUAAGAAUUGUUCAAGUUAUUUUGAACAUUGUCUAGAAUGUAGUCAAGUAUCAUAUAAAUGUGUUAAUUGUGAUUUAGGAUAUGUUUCUGUUAAUGGUAUUUGUACUCUAUGUCAAGAAGGAGUUAGUGAAUGUGUCAAACCAACAAACGGAAAAUGUCCAAUUGGAACAUCACCAUAUAAUGGAUUUUGUUAUGACUGUAAGAAAAAAUUAAAUAAUUGUGAUUUAUGUUCUCAAACUGAAUGGAAAUGUCACACUUGUCAAAAAGGACUUCUAAAUAAAAAUGGUAUUUGUUCCACUUGUGAUAUUACUGAUUGUGUAACAUGUUCAACAACAGAAUAUAAAUGUGAUCAAUGUAUUGAUGAAUAUGUUCCAUUAGGAAAAAAGUGUAUAACAUGUGGAAAUGAUCCAAAUUGUUAUAAAUGUAAUAAUAAUAUGACUUGUUCAUAUUGUAAACUUGGAUAUAGUAUUUAUGAAGGUACUUGUAUUUCAUGUUCUGACACUAAUGCUGGAUGUGUUUCGCCAAUAAAGGAAGGAAAAUGUCAAUACAACAAUUUCCUUUAUCAAAGUUAUUGUUAUGAGUGUUCUAAGUAUAAUCCUAAUUGUCUAGUAUGUUCUAAUUCAUCACCAAAUUGUCUUGUAUGUAAAAAUGGAUAUGGAUUAAAAGAAGAUAAAACAUGUGUAAAAUGUGAGACUGGAUGUUCUUUAUGUUAUAAAGUUGAUUAUUGUGAAAAAUGUCAAGAAGGAUAUGUGUUGAGAAAAGGAAAAUGUUAUAAAUUUGAGAGUGAUAAUUGUGAUACUAAUUGUUAUAACUCAAGUAUUGGAUGUACUGCAUGUUCAACAACUAAAAUUGAAGAAGAUUCAAAUGGAAUUUGUUUACAAUGUUCAAUUAGAAAUUGUAAAGUUUGUGAUUAUAAUUUAAAGUCUUGUAUUGUUUGUGAGGAUGGAUAUGUUUAUGAUUCAUACACCAAACAAUGUAUUGUUAAACCAGGUGAUUUGUGUGAAGUUUAUAAAUCUUCGUCAUGCAUUAAAUGUAGAGAUGGUUAUGCAGUUGAUUAUAUUAAUAACAAGUGUAUUAAAUGUGGUAACAAUUGUAAAACAUGUAGUUAUACUAAUGGUCAUUUCAAGUGCUUCUCAUGUGAUUCAUCAUUAAAUUUGUACUUAUUAAACUCACAUUGUGUUUCUCCACAAAAUGAGAAGUGUAAUAGUGUUGGAUUUGAUAGUUGUAGAUCAUGUAUUGAUAAUACAAAAGUAGUUAAUGGAGAAUGUAAAGAAUGUCCAUUACAUUGUUUGAGAUGUUCACGUGAUGAAUGUCUUCAAUGUGAUACAUCAAGUAUUCUUCGAGAUGGUAAAUGUAUUGAAAAUAUGGAUUGUUUAAUUACAAAUGAAUAUGGAAGUUGUUCUAAAUGUAUUUCAACAAAAGUAUUGAAUUCUGAGACUAGUAGUUGUGAACCAUGUCCAGAUAAUUGUAAAGAAUGUUUGUCUUCAACAAGUUGUAAAGAAUGUAUGAAGGGUUAUGUUUUGUAUAAUCAAACUGAUUGUAUAAAAUUAACAAACAUAAAGUUAGAGUUGAAAAGAUCAAUGAAUUCAUUAAUUCCUCAUUGUAAAAAAGAAACAACUGUUGGAUGUCAGCGUUGUGAUAACAAGUAUUACCUUACAAACACAUUAAUGUGUGAACAUUGUAUUGAAAAUUGUGAACAUUGUAUUGAUUCAACAACAUGUCAGAAAUGUUCUGCAGGAUAUAUUUUAAAUAAUAGUGUAUGUGUUAAACAAGGGAAAAAAGGAUGUAAAAUUAUUACACAAAAUGGGGAAAACUGUGCAAUAUGUGAAGAUGGAUAUUUCUAUAAAGAUGGAAUUUGUAAAAAAUGUGAUCCUUCUUGUUCGACAUGUUCUAAAACAAGUUUGUUCUGUCUUCAAUGUGCUGAAAAUUUCUAUUUUGUUUCUUCAAAUAUCUGUUAUAACUAUUCAACUAUUGAAUAUUGUUUAGCAGCAAAUGAAAAUGGAUGCAUAGAUUGUGAGAAUGGAACAUAUUUAACAAAUUAUAAAUGCCUCAAAUGCAACCCACUUUGUUUGUUUUGUGAAGAUGACAGUGGUGACUGUUUAUCUUGUGUAAAGGAUUAUGUAUUAAUUAAAGGAAAGUGUGAGAAAUAUUCAAGUAUAGAACAUUGUAUUGCAGAACAUAAUUCAAGAUGUUCUCAGUGUGAAAGAGGUUAUGAAAUUUCUAGUAGUGGGGUGUCAUGUGAAGAAAAGAGUAAGUGGUGGAUUUCUCUGAUAAUAUUAGGUGUUUUGUUGAUUUUAUUCAUUAUCACCAUUCUUUCUAUCUCAUUCACUAUCACUUUCUUAAUAAAUAGAAAAAAGAAAAAAGAACAAGAGAAAACAACAUGUAUAUUUAAUAUGAAAUAUUCCAAUAUACAAUUCUUUUUGUGUAAAACAAUAAAAGGAAUUGAAUUAAACAAACAAUGUAUUGCAUAUGAUGGUAAUAUCAAAGUGAAUCAAGAAACUAAAGAAUUAAUUUGUGUUGGAAAUGCUUCUAAACAUUUAAUAAAAAUACAAAUAACUCUUAAGGAAAAUAAUUACAAAUUUGAAACCAGAACAAACCCACAAUUAGUUAGUUUGAAGUCUGGACAAGCUUGUGAAUUUGAAAUAUUUAUUAAGCCGUUAUGUAGUUGUAGCAUGAAACAUGAGAUUGUUCUUCUUGCUUCUGAUUUAAAUAAUGGAGUUCAGUAUCAAGAAAAUAUCCCUUUGCAGUUUGAAACUGAGUUAUCAACACGACUUGAUCCAGAUGAAAUAAAGGAAGAAAAGAAAAUAGGAGAAGGAUCAUUUGGAAUUGUAUAUAUAGGAGAAUUUAGAGGGAAUCAAGUAGCAAUUAAGAAAAUGAAACACCUUGGAGACAGUAAAAUGAAAGAAUUUGAGAAAGAAGUAAUGAUGUUAGAUAAAUUUAGAAGUGAAUAUAUUAUUCAUUUUUAUGGAGCAGUAUUUAUUCCUAAUAAAAUAUGUAUGAUAACAGAAUAUGCAAAAUAUGGAUCAAUACAAGAUUUAAUUAAUAAAAGAACAAACACAGAAAUACCAAAUAAAAUAAGAAUUAAAUUCAUGAUAGAUGGAGCAAAAGGAAUAGAAUAUCUUCAUUCAAAUGGAAUAAUACAUCGAGAUAUUAAACCAGAUAAUUUUCUUGUUGUAUCAAUUGAUGAAAAUCAACAAAUUAAUUGUAAACUAACAGAUUUUGGAAGUUCAAGAAACAUUAAUAUGAUGAUGACAAAUAUGACAUUCACAAAAGGGAUAGGAACACCAAAAUACAUGGCACCAGAAGUAUUAAAUCGAGAACAUUAUAAAAUGGAAUCAGAUAUAUAUUCAUAUGCAAUAACAAUGUUACAAAUCAUCACAUGGAAAGAUCCAUUUCCUAAAACAGAAUUUAAAUUUCCAUGGUCGAUUGCCAACGCAACUGCACAAGGACAACGCCCUUCUCUUAUAAAUGAAGUUCAAGAACCAAUUAAAUCAUUGAUUAUAUCAGCCUGGUACCAAGAGUCUGCAAAAAGAAUAAAAGCAAAAGAAAUAAUUUCUGGUUUAAAAGCUGUGUAUUAA